GAGGAGGAAAGUGGCUCCUUGGCCAGGAUCGAAGCGCUGCUCCAACAGUAUCAUCGGGAGCGCGAAGAGAGGAGGGCACGCCGAAGGCACCGUGCAGGGCAACCUUCGGGCGGGGCUCCAAGAGGGAGGAGCUUUUGCGAUUCGAGAACCCAUGUGGAAGCACAUGGAAGUCGGGGCGAUGGAGGUCCAGCCAUAAGGAUCUCCAAAUACAUCAAGGAGGCGAGGGACUUAGGGUGCAAACCGUUCGAUGGGACGGGAGACAUCUCGGUUGCCGCCCAGUGGAUCAAGAGGCUGAACGAGGCAGCCCUUGACAUGCAGCUCACCCCCGAUUUUAAACUGAGAAUCGCGGUAAGGUUACUCGAGGGGUUGGCAUCCAAAUGGUGAGAUGGAACCAAGGGUAAGUAUGGCGGAACUGUUACAUGGGAGGAUUUCCGACAAGAAUUCUUUGCCCAGUACUACUCUGACUUCAAAGUAAACGCCAAGGUGAGGGAAUACACUCUCCUAACCCAAGGCAGUAACAUGACGGUGAAAGAACUUGAGAACAAGUUCAGAGACCUUGUUGAUCACAUACCGG
Cuscuta europaea is the source of this 574-nucleotide messenger RNA. NCBI's taxonomy places the organism in Eukaryota, Viridiplantae, Streptophyta, Magnoliopsida, Solanales, Convolvulaceae. The record is from the annotation of a GenBank genome assembly.